UUCAAAUACCAAGUUGGAUUGGAUAUUAUAUAUAGGUCAUCCAUUUGCUGAGUUUUUGUUUGUUUCUCUCUGUCUCUCUUUCAGUCAAAGAUGUCAAAUUAUCUGCUAAGGAUAUCGGUUGCUCUGCUCUUUAUGUCAAUAGUUGCACAGAUAUCAGAAGGGGAAUUUGAGCAAUGGUGCAUAGCAGAUGAGCAAAGCUCAGAUGAUGAGUUGCAGGGAGCCAUAGAUUGGGCAUGUGGGAAAGGAGGAGCUGACUGCACUGAGAUUCAGAUUAACAAAACUUGUUAUUUACCAAACACUCUCAAAGACCAUGCUUCUUAUGCCUUCAACAGUUACUUCCAGAGAUUCAAAAAUAAAGGAGCCACUUGUUACUUCAGAGGAGCAGCCCUUAUCACUGAGCUAGAUCCCAGUUACAAAGCAUGUCACUAUGAAUUCCUUCCCUGAGAAAAGAAAGAGUGUCCCAAAAGGCAAAGGGCAAGACAAUCGAAAUGAUGAAAGAAGGAUGAAGAUCCAUUAAAUUUUCUUCUUCCAUUUGUCUCCUUAUCAUUACUCAUCGGAGCAAUUGUAAUGUGCACAGUAACUGUUUUAAAUUAUUAUUUUUGGGCAUUAGUUUU
Cannabis sativa is the source of this 614-nucleotide messenger RNA. Its product is annotated as glucan endo-1,3-beta-glucosidase 4. Lineage: Eukaryota; Viridiplantae; Streptophyta; Magnoliopsida; Rosales; Cannabaceae. The record is from RefSeq and is a predicted model, not a curated record. The coding region runs from base 91 to 444 and encodes 117 amino acids. The transcript is spliced from 3 exons.